GAGCAGCCGAGCCGACUCGACGAGGCCACCAGGAUCCAGCGCAAUGCGAACCUUCUUUUUCCAAUGUCUCACAAUAACCAUCCCGUUUAACAUUGCAGGACUCUACUUACGGCGACACCAGCCUUCAUUUGGGACGGCUGGGGGUCAAUUUGCUCGUAUCACGAGUUUGACAAAUGACAUAGGCUCGUGUAAAAGCAUUGCUGCUCGAUAACCAGGGACAGCAGUCGUGCAUGCAAUGGCAUCGUUGUUGAAAGGUGUUGGAUUCAUAACUGGUGCCGCAUCAGGGAUCGGAAAGGCGACAGCAUUCUCAUUUGCAAAGCAUGGCGCAAGAGCACUGGCAAUUGGUGACCUGAACUCCGCCGCAAUCAAUGAUACUGCUGCCGAAAUCAAAAACAGCUUCCCCAAUAUCGAAGUCCUCCCGCUCGAACUCGACGUCGGAGAUGAAAAGUCCAUUGAUGAGGUAGUCGCGCAAGCAGCAAGCAAGUUCGGUCGAAUUGAUUAUGCUGUCAACAAUGCUGGAGUUGGCGGCGAUAUGAUCCCCUCAGGGGGCCUUAGCUCCUCAGAUUGGCAGAGGGUUGUGAACAUCAAUCUCAGUGGUGUAUGGAAAAGUUCGAGGGCAGAAAUCCGCCAGAUGUCGAAGCAACAGCCGCUAGAACCCAACUCUGUCCGAUACAACCGGGGGACAAUCGUGAACAUGGCAUCCAUGUACGGUCUCAUCGCAACGUCGCUGAACACUCCAGCCGUAGCCUACACAGCGACAAAGCACGGCGUAAUUGGCCUGACCAAAGCCGAUGCGAUCGCAUACGCACGGGAAGGCAUCCGAAUCAAUGCCAUGUGUCCUGGCUACGUAGCAACACCGCUACUGAAGAACUCUAGCGCCUCUGAAAUUAUGCAGAGGGAAAUUGAGAGGACACCAGCAGGACGAAUAGCAGAAAUGGAGGAGAUUGCCGACACUAUUACCUUCAUGGUAUCUCCCAUGAGCAGCUUUAUGUAUGGCGCCGGUUUGGUCGCUGAUGGUGGAUUUACCAUCCAGUAAAAGUCUGGGACAGAAGUUUCAAAGUGGCUCGGCUUUGCCGGUUCAGGCAUGUAA
Molecule: messenger RNA, 1090 nt
Organism: Exophiala viscosa
Lineage: Eukaryota; Fungi; Ascomycota; Eurotiomycetes; Chaetothyriales; Herpotrichiellaceae
Product: oxidoreductase
Exons: 5
Coding region: 236-1036 (266 amino acids)
Source: RefSeq, a predicted model, not a curated record